AUGCCCCCCCAGGACGAGCCCCAAUGCUGCAAAGACAAUUUCUACGAGGACCUGCAGGCUCACCUGACGAAUAUGUCAAAGGCGGACAAGUCGAUUGUCCUCGGUGAAUUCAACGCAUGCGUCGAAACAGACCAUGCAGUAUGGCAAGGAGUGCUAGGUCUCCAUGGUCUCUUCGGCUCCAACGACGACUGCAUGUUCCGUUCCCGCACAUUCGCAAAACACCGGCUCAUCCUGACGAGCACCUUCUUCUGUCUGCCGGAGCGAGAGAAGGCCACCUGGAGGCAUCCUCGGUCGCGUGAGUGGCACCUGCUGGACUAUGUCCUCGUCCGGAGGCGAGACCAGCGGGACGUACUCGUGGCAAAGGCGGUCGCGGGUUCUGACGGGUGGACCGACCAUCGCCUCGUCAUCUCGAAGACGCGUAUUCGCCUACAGCCUCACAGGAGACCACAAGGUAAGCGACCCUCAGGUAAGCUGAAUAAUGCCUUGUUGUCUUUGCCCGCUCAUCAUCUUCAUUUCAGCCAUGAGCUAGCUCGACGGUUAGACAACCUUCCAGUCGCUGCCGCCUCUGCUGACGAGGACGCCUCCGUAAAAAAACUCAUGGUAUCAACUGCGGGGCACAGUCCAGUCGAUGGCGCUGGCCGUCCUCUGUCGGGCACGCCGCCAACACCAGGACUGAUUCAUCGACAACGACGCUGCCAUUAACAACCUGCUCGCCGAGAAGAACCGCUUACACAAAGCCUACGCAGACCACCCCACCGAAGACAACAGAUCUGCAUUCUACUGCAGUCGUCGCCCUAUGCAACAGCGACUGCAUGAGAUGUAGGACGCCUGAACGGCUUGCAAGCCUGAGGAGGUCCAAGGGCACGCAGAUCGCAACGAAUAGAAGAACUUCUUCUCCGCGAUCGAAGCUGUCUACGGUCCGCCGACGAAGGGCACUGCCCCUCUCCUCAAUGCCGACGGCAGUACCCUCCCCACCGAGAAGACUCAAAUCUUACAGCGAUGGGACGAGCACUUCGGAGGCGUCCGCAACCGCCCCUCCACCACCUCCGACGCCGCCAUCGCCCGUUUGCCGCAAUUGGAGACCAACUCAGACCUAGACCUCCUGUCCUCUCCCCAGGAAACCAGCAGGGCCGAGCAGCAGCUCUCCAUCGGGAAGGACCGGCCGCGAUCCCUGCUGAUAACUACAGGCACGGUGGCCUCCAACUCAUGGAGCAUUCGACGUCGCUCUUCCAGGAGAUGUGGCGUCAAGGAGACGUCUCACAAGAUUUCAAAGAUGCCACUAUCGUUCAUCUGUAGGAGCGGAAAGGAAACCGCCAGCUCUGCGACAAUCAUCGACACAUCUCCUUACAAAACAUCAUCGGGAAAAUCUUUGCUCGCAUCCUCCUCAACCGCCUGA
Messenger RNA from Spirometra erinaceieuropaei, 1396 nucleotides. NCBI's taxonomy places the organism in Eukaryota, Metazoa, Platyhelminthes, Cestoda, Diphyllobothriidea, Diphyllobothriidae. The record is from the annotation of a GenBank genome assembly.